AUGGUUUCCAGGAAACCUGCCAAGGCUGCGGCGUUAGCCGGCAUCAUCACGGCCGGUCUCGUGUCCGCUGACGUUCCCAUCGCCGUGUAUCACGACGCUACCUACUCGCUCUCGGAGUCUUGUGGCAUUCCGUGCUCAGGUGUCGGAGCCGAACCUGUAGGCACCGCCUGCCCCAAGGCCGUCGAGGCUGAGACCAUCGCGGCGUAUAACGGGGAAAGCUCUGGCUGGGGGACCGGUCAUGACGAAGUCGUCCAAGUUGGAGAUGAGGAGGAGGAAAUCCCAGCUAGAGUCAACUACGACACGACCGUCGAUACGCCAAUCGGUGUCAACUGUGAAGUUGCAACGGAGACAGCGACUCAAGGUCACGCAACGGAAGGUGGUAAGUACUAUGAUACUCCGUCUACUGGCACGCAAACUGGCGACUAUGGAAACACCAUCCACUAUGGCUCAACAACCACGGAGGGCGUGACCAAGGGUGGCUACGGCCCUACCGAUGCGAAGGUGAUCGAUGGCGAGACAUAUCUUGACUACCCAACCGGCAUCACGGAGAUUAUUGAGGAUGGAACAACCCCCGGUGGCUAUGGCACGACCACGGACGGCGGUACUACUACCGGAGGGUACACGACUGUCGACAAUACCCACGAGACCACGGAAGGUGCUGGAGGCUACGAUGCCGGCACACGUGAAGAGUAUUCUACUACGCCGACGGUAGACUAUUCUACCGAAGAAACGGAAGGCCAGCACGUGACUGGAGGUUAUGAGCCUAGCGACGAGACAGAGGCACCCACCGAAGGUACAACUUACGUUCCUAGGGAGGAAACAACUGCUGCACCCAGCGAGGACACAACCUAUGCUCCCCGUGAGGUGACACCUUAUGCGCCUACAGAGAAACCUUACGAUGUGGAGGAGACAACGUAUGUCACGGAAGAAUCUACUUACGCUCCGACCAAGAGUGAAACCAACGCUCCCACAGAGAGAAUGCAUUAUGCACAUAUCGAGAAACCUUGCGAUACUGAGGUGACUAUGUACGCACCCACCGAGGAAACAACGUACGCGCCGACCGAAGAGACCACGUACGCGCCGACGGAGGAGACCACGUAUGCACCAACCGAAGAGACCCCGUAUGAGCCGACCGAAGAGACGACGUACACCCCGACCGAGGAAACUACUUACGCCCCUACCGAGGAAACAACGUACGCGCCGACCGAAAAGACCACGUACGCGCCGACGGAGGAGACCACGUAUGCACCAGCCGAAGAGACCCCGUAUGAGCCGACCGAAGAGACGACGUACGCCCCGACCGAGGAAACUACUUACGCCCCGACCGAGGAAACAAUGUACGCGCCGAUCGAAGAGACCACGUACGCGCCGACGGAGGAGACCACGUAUGCACCAGCCGAAGAGACCCCGUAUGAGCCGACCGAAGAGACGACGUACGCCCCGACCGAGGAAACAACGUACGCGCCGACCGAAGAGACCACGUACGCGCCGACGGAGGAGACCACGUAUGCACCAACCGAAGAGACCCCGUAUGAGCCGACCGAAGAGACGACGUACGCCCCGACCAAGGAAACUACUUACGCCCCGACCGAGGAAACAACGUACGCGUCGACCGAAGAGACCACGUACGCGCCGACGGAGGAGACCACGUAUGCACCAGCCGAAGAGACCCCGUAUGAGCCGACCGAAGAGACGACGUACGCCCCGACCGAGGAAACUACUUACGCCCCGACCGAGGAAACUACUUACGCCCCGACCGAGGAAACAAUGUACGCGCCGAUCGACGAGACUACGUACGGGCCGACGGAGGAGACCACGUACGCGCCGACCGAAGCAACCACGUACGCCCCAACCGAAGAGACCCCAUACGCCCCUACCGAGGAAACAACGUAUGAGCCGACCGGAGAGACGACGUACGCCCCUACCGAGGAAACAACGUACGCGCCGACCGAGGAAACAACGUACGCGCCGAUGGAGGAGACCCCAUAUGAGCCAGCCGAAGAGUCGACUUCAACUGUGUCGACUGAAAAACCCUGUAAUACGGAGGAAUUCACUGAUGAGCCUACUGAUGAGCCAACUGAUGAGCCUUCCGAUGAGCCGACUGAUGAGCCCACGACGAGCCGACUGAUCUCCCAACCGAUGAGCCCUCCACACCCUGUGACAACCAAGGUAUUAAUGGCAUUGGAGUGGAGAACAAAGUGCGCUACAACAAUGCUGGUAUCUACAAUACGACGCCAGGACCUCGUAAUUCUCAAUCCUGGCACUCGUGCUGCCGCUCGUGCUACAACGACCCCAUCUGCCAUGCCUUCAGCUUCCACCAAACAUCUUCAGACUCUGUAUGCGAGUUGA
Messenger RNA from Phytophthora infestans T30-4, 2349 nucleotides. RefSeq names its product cyst germination specific acidic repeat protein precursor, putative. The record is from RefSeq and is a predicted model, not a curated record. The transcript has 2 exons. NCBI's taxonomy places the organism in Eukaryota, Oomycota, Peronosporomycetes, Peronosporales, Peronosporaceae. Bases 1 to 2349 code for a protein of 782 amino acids.